AGACUAUAGUAUAAUUUAAAAUAUUAAUAUGUCUUUUUUAACAAUAAAUACACUUAUUAUUUUGCUCGUUAUUAUUUUAACUGAUGGACGUUACACUCCGCCGCAGGCUAAAGUUGAGCCGCUUUAUCCCAAGGGCAUAAGGAUUUCUAUUCCAGAUGAAAAGGGGAUAAGUUUGGUCGCGUUUCAUGUCAAGUUUAAUGAAGAGUUUGAAGGAAUCGAAGCCGGCACGAUUGCCAGAGAUAUUUUGAGAGUUAAGAAUGGACGCUGGACUUAUGAAGAUGCUACGACAGAACUUAGUUUUGGGGACAUUGUUUACUAUUGGGUCCAUGUUGUUUAUGAAGGUCUUGGCUACAAUUUACUGUUCCAGGAGCAUCGUGUUAAUGCAUUUUAUAAUAAAGACGGAACACGAGCAAGUGUGCAAAGUUCAACCACUGAAGAACCACAGAACUGCAAAAUGUCAGUCACAAAAAUAUACGAUUCAUCUGGUACAAAUUAUGAACAACCUUGUCAAAAGCAAUUGAUAUUUGAAGACAACUUCGAUUUAUUUAACGACUCAAUCUGGAGACGGGUCGAACGAUUCACUUCAACGCCUGAUUACGCAUUUGUAAUCUACCGCAAUAAUGAAAAAAAUAUAAAAAUAGAUGCAGGAAAACUUUAUUUGAGCCCAACGUUAGUUGAGAGUGAAUUUGGAAGAGAUUUCAUACGUCACGGCAAUAUAACACUUACCAAAUGUACAGAAUUGGCUGACUCUCACGACUGCAAAAGGGAAGCACGUGGCGCUUAUAUUUUACCACCAGUGACGUCUGGUUACGUCGACACUAAGAAUAAAUUUGGAUUCGUCUAUGGCAAAGUUGAGGUUCGAGCAAAAUUACCUCGGGGAGAUUGGAUUUACCCAAUAAUCAGCUUGGAGCCGCUGCAAGACGCCGAAGCAACAAGUUACCCUCAAUUGAGGAUAGCAAUGUCUUUCGGAAACGCAGUACUUACGUCAAGUGGAGGCGCAGACUUGAGUGGGCAUGUCCUGACUGCCGGAAAAUUUCAAAGGAACGACGGUCAAGGUCUUAUUGACCAGCGAAUGAACUUACAAGAUAAGCCGCAAAGAUUUGCGGCUAAUUAUUGGUCCGAUGAGUAUCACAUUUAUCAGCUGGAGUGGACGGAAUCUAAAAUAAUCGUCAGAGUUGAUAAUGUCGAGUAUGGAUCCAUGAGCUCGGAAUCACCUUUUGAUAAACCUUUUUAUAUUGCACUUGGUGUUGCUGUGGGAGGUCAUGAAGAGUUUCCGGAUGGUUCUAUGAGUGAUGGGUAUUACAAGCCAUGGAAAAAUGUCGGUUCCAAGGCACUAUUUGAUUUUUACAACUCUACGGAAUUAUGGUCGAGGACAUGGCUGGGUAACGACAAAGAUCUAAAAAUUGACUAUGUUCGUGUAUGGGCUCUCUGAUAUUAAUUAAUUUUCUAGAGCUAUCUAGCACUUAUGUAUAAUUUUUUUAUCUCAAUAAAAAAAUGGAUUUCAAACUUGGG
This is a messenger RNA of Microplitis demolitor, 1512 nucleotides long. RefSeq names its product beta-1,3-glucan-binding protein 1. The record is from RefSeq and is a predicted model, not a curated record. The transcript is spliced from 8 exons. NCBI's taxonomy places the organism in Eukaryota, Metazoa, Arthropoda, Insecta, Hymenoptera, Braconidae. Bases 29 to 1432 code for a protein of 467 amino acids. Gene Ontology annotation, molecular function: carbohydrate binding; hydrolase activity, hydrolyzing O-glycosyl compounds. Gene Ontology annotation, biological process: carbohydrate metabolic process.